AGGACCUUUUGAUAUUUUGGUGGUGGCCUUUGCCCUCGAAUCGGCCAUUUCCCGCGGGGCCCGACAGUCUCCUCAUCUCCCUGGCAUUCCUUCCCUGCCCAUGUCUCAUCCACAUCCACAUCCACAUCCACAUCCACAUCCAUCUGCAUCAACAAGGAUCCGGCUGACUCGUUAAUCGUCUGCUACAGUAUCCAGGCCAUGUCUGCUCACUUGUGGCGUUCUUCCCGUCCCUCGACAGGCUGGUACAGUAAGGUUACUGUAGUGGAGGGCAGAAGCGCCUAGACGCCUUGCCCUUGUCCUUGUCCUUGCAGAAAAAGCCACGCCGCACCGAAGGCAAACCCUUACCUAUCCUUUCAACCUCACUUGUCAAAUGGAAUUCCUACUUCUGCAUGUUUAUGCUAGCUGGCGGCGCAGGCUGAGCCAGACAUCAUGAAUUCUGCACGAGCUAGACUAUCGAUAAGUGUAUUGUAUCUAUCUUUGUCUUCUUUUUUGACUUUGUGGUUCCUCGGUCUGGCCCUCGCAGCAGCAGUCCACGUAAACAUCAUGCCUGUUGCACCGCCGCGGGGACUGAGGUACAAUGAUGAGACGAAUGCCAUCACGCGAUGCAGCGCCCGCUUCUUAGUCAUGCCUACAAUGAUGCCUCGCGGCGGAUUGGAACAGGAUAUGGACGGCACAGCAUCUUGGUCCUACAAACGGAUCGAGAUGAAGCAACGGGAUGGUACAACAUCGUUACCAGAUCCAGGGUAGACAUUGGCUGUGUCUUACAAACGGGUCUAUCCCAAACAUUCGAGGCUCAAGCCCCUGUGCUGCUCGUCUCUGGGUCUGAUCAUGUCAAGGGCAAAGCACUUCCAACUGUCCAACUGUCCGGCUACGUGCUUACUUGUCGGAUUCUGACAUCCAGCCCAGCUGCUGCAACUAGAACCGUCCGCCCCAUGUCCACUUCCUUUGUCCGCACAAUGCCUUCUUUUGCCUCCUCCGAUUGUUGUCCGUAGUGCUGAUGACUUUCUCUCCUAGGAGUUCUGCUCUGCUCUGCCUCCUUUGAUACCUUGCAAAUGUGAUGCCCCUCUGGUCUCUCGCCCACCCUCCUAGUCUUGACUACUCACCUCAAUGGUCUCCAGUAUCUUGGCUGACUUGAAGAAACUGCCUUUAAUCGUUUAAAAGGUGAAAAGAAGUGAAUCGAGUAGGAAAACACGUGGUGGCCUCACUUGGUCUCUUCAGGUUUCCACCUCCCGCUUCGGCUGUUUGCCCUCAUCUCCCACUAGCUCGGAUGUGGCCAUCUCGACUCACCCAACCUGAGCCUCACCAUCCUCGUCUUCAACUUCGAAGUGUCAGACGCGUCGUUAUUCUCUCAUCAACCACAAACAACCUUUCACUCAUCUCUCAUGAAGCAGCACUCGUAGACAUCUUUCACAAUGAGAGUGUAUACAUUGGACCCCUUUGAGACUGAGUACAACGGUUUCCGCCAUCCAUUCAUUGGUCAUCCCCCAGACUCACCUUUGGACCCUCUUAGUCCGAACUUCAGCGCUCAUGCUUUCUUUUCGAAUUUGGCAGGCUAUACCGUCCAUGCCCCUGGAAACUUGUUACGCAGAAGCGCUGGUGUCUCUUUCACUGACCUCAAUGUCUCUGGUUUUGGCAGCCCAACUGACUAUCAAAAAAGCGUUGGUAAUGUUUUGCUUGGAGUAGCCAGCUUGUUUCGUCGCAUGGCAGGAGAGAAGAAGCAGGAGAUCAAUAUUCUGCGAGACUUCGACGGUCUCGUUGAAGCUGGAGAGAUGUUACUUGUCCUAGGUCGUCCCGGAAGUGGUUGUUCCACCCUGCUAAAGACGAUCUCUGGUGACACCCAUGGCUUGCUUGUCAGUCCAACUUCGAAGGUCAACUACCAGGGUAUUCCACCACACCAGAUGCACACACAAUUUCGAGGAGAGGCUAUCUACAUGGCUGAGAAUGACGUCCACUUCCCUCAGCUCACCGUUGGACAGACCUUGUUGUUCGCUGCAAAGGCGCGUGCUCCACCUACUGGUACCUUCCCUGGUAUCUCUCGAGAAUUCUACGCGGAGUAUAUGCGAGAUGUUUACAUGGCAACUUAUGGUAUCUUGCAUACGAUGAACACAAAUGUCGGUGGUGUCAUCAUUCCUGGAGUCAGUGGAGGAGAGAGAAAGAGAGUCAGCAUUGCAGAGGCAGGUCUAAGUGGCAGUCCUUUGCAGUGCUGGGACAACAGUACUCGGGGCCUAGAUAGUGCGAAUGCUCUCGAAUUCUGCCGCACCAUCAAGCUGUCAACUCAGCUGGCUGGUGCUACCGCGCUUAUCUCCUUAUACCAAGGUUCUCAGGAUGCAUAUGAGGUCUUCGACAAGGUCACAGUUCUUUAUGAGGGGCGUCAAAUAUACUUUGGCCCUUGCAGCGACGCUAAAGCUUUCUUCACAAACAUGGGCUUUGACUGUGCUCCUCGCCAAACCACCGCAGAUUUCCUCACAUCCUUGACAAGUCCUGCCGAACGUUUGAUCCGUCCUGGGUAUGAGAAUCGUGUCCCCCGGACCUCUGGGGAGUUCGCUUUGGCUUGGAAGAGCAGUGAGGAGUAUGCAAAGCUGAUUCAAAACAUCGAAUUGUACGACAAGAAAUUUCCCAUUGGUGGUCCUUCGGUUGCAAUGUUCACUGCCUCGCGUAGAGCUCAGCAAGCAAGAAAGCAACGCGUUGAGUCACCAUACACACUCUCUCUGUACCAGCAAGUUGAGCUAUGUGUCGAGCGUGGAUUCCAACGUUUACGUGGAGAUGCCAAAAUCACAGUAAGCCGUGUUGUUGCAAACAGCGUUUUGGCUUUAGUAGUUGGGAGUAUGUUUUACAACCUCGACCAAACUACAUCAAGUUUCUAUGGCAGAUCUGUUUUGAUCUUCCUUGCAAUCUUGCUCAAUGCAUUUGCUAGUGCGUUGGAGAUUCUCAUCCUGUAUGAUCAACGUCCCAUGGUUGAGAAACACGAUAGAUAUGGUCUAUACCACCCAUUUGCGGAAGCCAUUGCCUCCUCGAUCUGCGACUUACCCUUCAAGGUUGGAAACUCCAUCGCGUUCAACUUGGUCCUCUACUUUAUGUCCAACCUGCGACGAGAACCACCAGCAUUCUUUACAUUCUUGCUGUUCUCUUUCUCAAUCACUGUAUCGCUCUCGAUGGUGUUCAGAUCGAUUGGAGCAAGCUCUCGUAGUCUUGUGCAAUCUCUGUUCCCAUCUUCGAUUCUGAUCCUUGCUCUCAUGACAUACACCGGCUUCGUUGUUCCCAUUAAGAGCAUGCACCCUUGGUUCCGCUGGAUCAACUACAUCGACCCAAUAUCUUACGCUUUCGAGAGUCUGAUGAUCAAUGAAUUCCAUGGUCGUGAAUUCGAGUGCGGCGCCUUCGUUCCUGCUGGACCUCAAUAUGACGCAGUUGGGUCUCUCAACCAUGUGUGUGGGGUUGUUGGUGCUGUUCCUGGAUCGACUUUGGUUUCUGGCACCGAGUAUAUCAGACUGACCUUCAACUAUGAGCCCAGCCACCUUUGGAGAAACUUUGGGGUUAUCAUUGCGCUCACAGUCAUCUUCACUUUCACCUAUUUGGCAGCCUCGGAAAUUGUUACCGCCAAGAAAUCGAAGGGAGAGAUUCUUCUGUUCCAGCGUGGUCGUCAAAACCGACGAGACCUUCAUAGUGAUGUUGAGAAGCCAGCUCAAGAGGUCGCUUCGGUUUCAGGUCCAUCUCGACCAGUUUCUGGUACGAUCCAGAAGCAAACCUCAAUCUUCCAGUGGAAGGAUAUCUGCUUUGAUAUCAAGAUCAAGAAGGAAGAUCGUCGUAUAUUGGAUCAUGUUGACGGUUGGGUCAAGCCAGGGACAUUGACAGCUCUGAUGGGCCCUUCAGGUGCAGGAAAGACUUCUCUUCUGGAUGUACUUGCUACUCGGGAUACCUUUGGCGUUGUCUCUGGCGAAGCCCUUGUCGAUGGUCACCCUCGAGACAUCUCGUUCCAACGUAAGACAGGUUAUGCUCAGCAAUCCGAUAUCCACUUGGAGACCAUGAGUGUUCGAGAGGCUCUUCAAUUCAAUGCUGUUUUAUGCCAGCCAGCAGGUUUGGAUAAAAGUGAGAAGCUUGCUUAUGUUGAGGAAGUCAUUCAUUUGUUGGAUAUGGAGAGUUACGCUGAUGCAAUCAUUGGAGUUCCUGGUGAAGGUCUGAAUGUCGAACAACGUAAGAAGCUGACAAUUGCUGUCAAACUUGCAGCUAGACCUCAACUCUUGCUCUUCUUGGACGAACCAAGCUCUGGUUUGGACAGUCAAACGUCUUGGGCUAUCCUAGAUUUGCUACAGAAGCUUACUGCUCAUGGUCAAGCUAUCCUCUGCACCAUCCAUCAGCCAUCAGCUAUGCUCUUCCAGAGAUUUGAUCGAUUGCUGUUCCUUGCGCCUGAAGGCAAGCCCGUCUACUUUGGUGAGAUUGGUCCGGAUUCGUCGACUGUAGUCAGCUACUUCGAACGCAAUGGUGCUCCCCCAUGCCCUAACGAUGCUAACCCUGCCGAGUGGAUUAUGGAGAUCAUCGGGUGCACUCCUGGCUCACACAGUGAUAUCGACUGGCCUGCAGUUUGGCGUUCAAGCCCUGAGUAUGUUCAAGUUCACCAAGAGCUCGAUGAUAUGGAGAAGGGAUUGAGCCAAGGUGCAGCUGUUCCGAAGGCCACACUUGAGGAUAAUUACAAGGAGUUUGCGGCACCAUUCUCAGUUCAGCUCUGGGAGUGUGUGAAGCGAGUCAAUCAACAAUACUGGAGAACUCCAUCCUAUAUCUAUUCAAAGGCUGCUAUGUGUCUAGGCACUGCACUCUUCCUUGGCUUCACUUUCUUCAAGGCCGACAAGAGUCUCCAAGGACUUCAAAACCAGGUUUUCAGUAUCUUCAUGCUGCUCACUCAAUCCUCCAACCUUGUCCCUCAGAUGCUUCCAAACUUCGUCACUCAACGUGAUCUCUACGAGGCUCGUGAGCGUCCCGCCAAGACAUACUCCUGGAAGGUCUUCAUGCUUGCAAACAUCUUUGUUGAGCUUCCAUGGAACAUCUUGAUGGCAGUCUUGAUCUUCGUUGGUUGGUACUACCCUAUCGGUUUGUAUCGAAAUGCAGAAUAUAGUGGUACCGGCUCCCAGAGCGCUGUCACCGUUCUUGUCUUCAUGGUGGUCUACAUGGUCUUCACUAGCACAUUUGGCCACAUGGUUCAAGCUGGUGUCGAUCUCGCCGAGAUGGGCGGUAAUUACGCCAACCUACUCUUCAUGCUGUCCCUGAUCUUCUGCGGAGUCAUCGUCGGUCCCGACGCACUUCCCGGAUUCUGGAUCUUCAUGUACAGAGUCUCUCCCUUCACCUACCUCGUCAGCGGCAUCCUCUCAACCUCCCUCACCAACGUCCCCGUCGAAUGUUCCGAGAUCGAACUCCUCCGUUUCGACCCCCUUCCAGACCAAACAUGCGGCACUUACAUGAGCGAGUACAUCCAGACAGCUGGCGGCUACGUCACCAAUCCCGAGGCUACAUCCAGCUGCGCAUACUGCCCACUCAGCAACACCGAUGCGUUCCUCAAGCUGGUCCACAGCGAGUACGGCGAGCGAUGGCGCAACUUUGGUAUCCUCUGGGUUUAUGUCUUUGUCAAUAUCGUCGGUGCUUUGUUCUUCUACUGGCUCGUUCGCGUUCCGAAGAAGAGCAAGAAGACGCAGGUCAAGGCUGGUGAGGUUGUUGCUCCGGUUGAGGAACCAGUUAAGGACGAGGAUAAGGAAAAUGAUGUUACUGUUGAUGUUCGUGAGAAUAACGAGCCCGUGGGUGAGAAAUCUCAUGAGAGUCAUGGUAACAGUCAGGCCUGAAUUCUUUACUCGAGGGAAAUGUUGACAUUGACCUUGGCGUUUUGGUGGUGGGCAAUCAAUGGUCGCUGGCUUGUAUUGGAGCUCAUUUCAUUACAUUUGAAUUCCCAUUUGCUCACAAGAUUUGUUUUGACUUCGAAGUUGGAGCUGUUUCUGCAUGGCACGGUAGUCAAACUGUUGAUUUGUUUGGAGUACGGCUGGAUGGUUGAUUCUUCUUAUGGAUGGAUGGUUUCACAGCCUCUACCACAAUUUGUCUUUUCCUUUUCUUUUCUUCUUCUAAUCUCCUCUUCUCAUUACCUUCUUAAUAUUUCCUUUUCCCCAUCAAAUUCGCUGAUAGAUGCAAUUCUGGGAUCUGAAUCAUGGUGGUGGUGGUGGGCGUUUGGUCGUCGUGGCGGGAUGGUUGCAACUUGCUCGAUUAACUUAUGGAUGGAGAGGCGUCGUUGUGGACAGACACCAAGUAUCAAUCAAAUGGGCUUCAGUGCUGCUGCGAUCAAUGCUUGAUGAAUACUCUGUUCGAUCUGUGUGCUUUGCAUUUAGUUGCGAGCUCUAGAAUAGAACACGGAUAGCUAGCUUUGUUGUGCUGGGUUUUUGAAAUGGGGAUGCUGGGAUGCUGGGAUGGAGACGCUAGGUUGUGCGUGCGCGUAGCCUAGAUGGAAAUGAAUGAAUGAAUGAAUGAACUUCA
This is a messenger RNA of Cadophora gregata, 6501 nucleotides long. RefSeq lists its product as uncharacterized. Lineage: Eukaryota; Fungi; Ascomycota; Leotiomycetes; Helotiales; Ploettnerulaceae. Gene Ontology annotation, molecular function: ATP hydrolysis activity; ATP binding; ABC-type transporter activity. Gene Ontology annotation, cellular component: membrane. The record is from RefSeq and is a predicted model, not a curated record. Gene Ontology annotation, biological process: transmembrane transport. The transcript has 12 exons. Bases 1413 to 5822 code for a protein of 1469 amino acids.